AUGUCAAAUAAUGGUUCUAUUAAGAGUUCUGACGCAUUUGUACUCGAUAAAUCAAGUCAAUUUGGCCAAAAAAAAGAAAGGAUCGAUAUAUAUAUUCUUAAACUAUUAAAUAAAAAUUGGUUUGAUUAUAAUCUAGUUUGUAGCACCCCCUUUUAUUAUUUUGUUGAAGUUUCUUACUACAAAUUUUCCUAUUAUGUUGUCAUCUGGAAAAAAACAUCUUUUAUUACUGAAGAUUUUCACAUUAUUAAUGAUUUAUUAUCUGUUUUCAAGGAAAAUAAUAUAACAAUUGUCUCUAAUUCUAAUUUAGAAAAUACUGUUAAUGAAAAAUUUGAUGAAUCUGCAAAAAAUCCAAAUUCUUUAGCUUUUUGGACAAAUAAUGAAAAUACAAUCAUUGAUUUUCUUAAAGAAAAGUUUUAUGUUUACUAUAUAGAAAAUGAGACACAUAAUAAUCAAGAUUUAUUGGAAUUUGUAAGAUUUAUGAAAACAAAGUUUAGAGAUAUUACAUUCAUUGAUUCUUAUUAUAAACAAUGGCUUGACCUUAAGAACAAUAAAAAUUAA
Messenger RNA from Dentiscutata erythropus, 558 nucleotides. NCBI's taxonomy places the organism in Eukaryota, Fungi, Glomeromycota, Glomeromycetes, Diversisporales, Gigasporaceae. The record is from the annotation of a GenBank genome assembly.